GAGAAAGAGAGAGUUUUUCACAAGUAAGCUGCUAGCAGUCUGCCGGGGUAGAGUGUCGGAGGAGCCAGCUUGCAGGUUGUGCCCCCUGGGAUUGUGGAAUCUAAAAGAGCUCGAAGGGGAACGCAGAGCCGGAGGCGUCUGGGACCAGAAGCUGCACCGGUGCAGAAGUGGAAAAGAGUUUCGUUUUCCGUCAGUAACAUCCCCUAGCAACCGUCGCCAUGGCAGCUGAGAAAGCUGAAAUGGAUGCACUGAAAAAGGAGUGCGAUGGCCUCCGUGCACAGAUUGAGGCGGCCCGUAAGGCUGUGAACGACAGCAGCAUGUCAGGAGCAGCAGGGGGCGUGGCCUCGGUGGGCAGGGUCCAGCUGAAGCUCAGGAAGACACUCAAGGGUCACCUGGCUAAAAUCUAUGCCAUGCACUGGUCAGCUGACUCCAGGCAAAUGGUCAGUGCAUCACAGGAUGGCAAGCUUCUCAUCUGGGACACCUUCACAGGGAACAAGUUGGUUGCCGUCCCACUAAAGUCAGCUUGGGUGAUGAGCGUCGCUUUCGCCCCCUCUGGUAACCUGGUGGCCAGCGGCGGUCUGGAUAACAUGUGCACAGUGUACAACAUCAAGGCUGCCAGCCCCAAGACCCUCAGGGAGCUGGACGCACACACAGGUUACCUGUCUUGCUGCCGUUUCCUUAGCGACACUGAGAUCCUGACAGCCUCUGGUGACACCACCUGCUGUCUGUGGGACCUGGAGACUGGCAAGCAGAAGGUGAUCUUCACCAACCACAUUGGAGACUGCAUGUCCCUGGCUCUCUCCUCCGACAUGAACACCUUCAUCUCUGGAGCCUGUGACUCUCUGGCUAAGCUGUGGGACCUGAGGGAAGGUGCCUGCAAGCAGACCUUCUCUGGACACACCAGCGACAUCAACGCCAUCUCUUUCUUCCCCAGCGGUAAUGCCAUCAUCACGGGCUCCGACGACUGCAGCUGCAAGAUGUACGACCUGCGCUCCGACCAGGAGGUGAUUGGCUACCAGGACACCAGCCUGAACGCCGGCGUCACGUCUCUGGCUCUGUCCAACUCAGGCCGCCUUAUCUUUGCUGGCUACGACGACUUCAACUGCCACAUCUGGGACUCACUGAAGGGAGAGAAAGUCGGUGUGCUGUCCGGCCAUGACAACAGGGUGAGCUGCACCGGCGUCCCAGAAGACGGUAUGGGCGUCUGCACAGGAUCCUGGGACAGCUUCCUCAAACUGUGGAACUGAGGCGUCCUGGCGGAGGAAACCACCCGGAGAGGGAGAGGAGGAGGAGGAGGAGGAGAGGAGGAAAGUGGGAGGAAAUGGGUGACGACGGGGAGGAGAGCAGCGAGGGUGGAGGGUAUUUGAUGCAGACGUUUGAGCGCAGACCUUCCUCUUUCUCUCUCCCUCUCUACCUCUUCCUCAUUCAUGUAUGCAAAAUAUGAGAGGUUGCGAAUGAGUCAAGUUGUACAAAUGGCAUCAGGUAAACAGUCCAUGAUGCAUCCCGCUGUAUGAACAAGAGUUUUAUUGUUGUCGAGACGAUUAAAACGCCGGAAAAA
This is a messenger RNA of Chelmon rostratus (copperband butterflyfish), 1558 nucleotides long. It is a transcript of the gene gnb3b, whose product is annotated as guanine nucleotide binding protein (G protein), beta polypeptide 3b. NCBI's taxonomy places the organism in Eukaryota, Metazoa, Chordata, Actinopteri, Chaetodontiformes, Chaetodontidae. Gene Ontology annotation, biological process: G protein-coupled receptor signaling pathway. Bases 219 to 1247 code for a protein of 342 amino acids. Gene Ontology annotation, cellular component: cytoplasm; heterotrimeric G-protein complex. Gene Ontology annotation, molecular function: protein binding; signaling receptor complex adaptor activity. The transcript is spliced from 9 exons. The record is from RefSeq and is a predicted model, not a curated record.